CUGACUAAGCCGAGCUAUCCGAAAGGGCCAAGCCGAUCAACCUUUGGUCCCAUCUGCAACCAGAACUGGGCGUUACGUCAGCUUCCACACGCAUCCGACCGCCCCUUUCACGCCGUGCCGCUGUUGCCUUGCGACACACUUCAAACGUUCAACACCACAUCAACCCUCCGCAUCCCCGAUUUCUACCUUCCCGGCGCUUGCCUCUCCAGUGUUCGCGUCAAUGUUCCGCUUCUGGACAUCCGACUCAAGGGGAAGCGGCAAGACGGUAGAUGGACACCACCAGCUUCUCGAUUGCGACAACUCGGUCGCGCACAGCCGAUCUGGGCUCCCCACCCCCAUAUCCCCCAAAAGGCGGCGACCAAGCCUCGUCGACACGGCCGCUUGCGCCUAUCCACCGGCCAAGCGCCCCAAGACCGAGCAAGAUGGUGACUUGCCCUCCCCUGUUUCGGCAUCGGCCGACGGUGACGAGAUGGGCGCGUUGUGCGGGCCAAGCAUAGCGCCCGACCUUGAUGCGGCGAGGGAGGCCAUCGAGAUGCAGUUUGGGCUCGAGAUACUCCUCAAGCACGACGAACUCCGACUCAUCAACCAGGAAUUGGCCAAGUGUCAGGUUGCGCUUGAGCAGCUGAGGCGUUGUCACCUCAUCCCAUACCCCCUGCAGUGUCCCACGCCCAGCCAAAUGCUGCACAUCAGCAAUGGCAGCGGACCGGCCUUGGGGUCGAAACGCGGCGAGCCUGUGCCGAAAUGGGCGCCGCCCUUUGGUGUCGUCGAGGGGCCGUAUGCGCGUCAUUAUGCUAAGUGGCUAAUUCCUGACCCCGUGUUUGAUGGCAUCCAGUGCGAGCCCCAAGGAUUGAUGGACACGGGUCGUGUGAAGAACACGGCGGAAGGUAGGGCGACGAGAAGCAGCGUGUCCGAUGCUGCAGGCUCCGGUAAACAGCGGCCGGUCCGCGGCACCGCAGGCCAGAGGUUACAGGCGCUAUCCAGUGGAUAUCCUCAACCCAAGGACAAGAACUCGCCCUGCACUGUCACGAAAGCCGAUGGCGUCGUAGUCAAGCUCAUCUGCAUCGACUGCCAGAGAUGGGACUUUUCAAGCACGCAGGGUUUCAUCAAUCACUGCCGCAUUGCCCAUAGGAGGGAUUUCAAAAGCCACGAGGAGGCCGCGAUCGCCUCGGGGCAUCCUAUCGAGGUUGACGAACGAGGUGCUAUCGUUGGUGAUGACCACAAGCCCCCUGCUGCCGCGCCCUCCGGGCUUGUUCACCCCCUGGCGCACUCUGAGUCGACGCUCGAGCACCGAGAAUAUGCAACCCUACUCUCUCGUAUCCAGGCGUCGCUUGUGCUCUACAAGGCGGGGAAGCUGCCGGGUGUGGGCAGCGUACCCAGCCUUCCAAGUUCGCCCCGCGAUUCAGCUAGCACGUCUUCGCAAAGCUUUGUCGGGUCUUCGGACGUUCCCUAUCUGUCACAGUUGAUGCAAAGGAAGAAGAUGGGAGGGAACCUGAAGCAGCAAGUGACUGAGGCGAAGACUAAGGUGGAUUGGAACUGGCCGUCACCUGAUGUGGAUUCGGAAACGGAUUCGGCGCCCGCUACCGAGGACAGCGCGACCCGAGAGCAGCCCUUGGCUUCAGCCGUACGCACGCCUGCCGCGAUGAGGAUGCCCUCAAGGGCUGCUGUGUCCCCGUCUCACCCUCCAGCUGCGUAUCGGGCUGCUAGCAACAAGGGCCUCCGCACUACCCACGGCACCAAUCUCGAGUCCCCUAAGCUCCCCGAAACCCCUAUGUACGAUGAUGAGAUGGGUGUGGACUUGAGUCCGAAUACCGUGACUAGCAACCAUGCACCAUCCUUGGUUAGUGACGAUGGGGAGUAUGACGACUCUGAUGACGGAUCAGGUUCAGACACGAGCGACGCCAUGGAGACGGACUCGGUUUCUGACGUGGCUGAGAUCAACAUCAACGACGAGGGAGACGCCCGGGAACCCACACCCCCGCCCGUUCCGCGUCGCCAUGGAUCUACCAGCAAGGCGGUGAAACUGAAGAAAGACGAGAGCAGGCACGUCACAUUUGUGAGCCCAACCCCCGUGCCGACCAACAAUAAUAAGGGGAAACGGAAGAAGAAUUGAGGCCCGCACCUGCUGCGCUGGGUGCUGGAACUGGGCCCGACGAUACCACUUUCACGACCGAAGAAAUUGCACAACCGUAUACAUUUUUAAUACGA
Molecule: messenger RNA, 2205 nt
Organism: Chaetomium fimeti
Lineage: Eukaryota; Fungi; Ascomycota; Sordariomycetes; Sordariales; Chaetomiaceae
Exons: 1
Coding region: 221-2110 (629 amino acids)
Source: RefSeq, a predicted model, not a curated record